Linnemannia hyalina is the source of this 1419-nucleotide messenger RNA. The record is from the annotation of a GenBank genome assembly. Lineage: Eukaryota; Fungi; Mortierellomycota; Mortierellomycetes; Mortierellales; Mortierellaceae.
AUGCUUGACACUGGAUCAAGUCUCUCAUGGAUCCAAACAACAGACUGUCAAACAACCCCACAGCUGUGUAACCAAGCUCCUAAAUUCAACACCUUCCUCUCAUCCACCAUCACCCAUGAGCAGGAAUUGAUUGCCGUCCGGUACACUGAGGGUGUCAUCCGGACCCAGCUCGCCUCAGAUAUCGUCACCCUUGGCACUGCUCCACCACCGACAUAUGUACCUUUGCUUUUUACUGCUGCUGCUGGUUUCGGGGUCAACAACUCUAGUGUUCUUUCGAAUUCGAGUACUACGACUGCCGCUACUAAUGUUCGCGCCCCAUCUACACCGACAACAACAACGACCACAUUAGUCAAAUCUCAUGGUCAAAAGACCACUUCUACAGCAUCACCAGCUACUCCUGCAGGAACAAAUGGAUCACAGGAGACAGAGGAGGCAGCGGAGGAGCAACAAAAUGAACUGGGAUCUAUUUAUUUCUCGGAACGCUUUCGAGGACAGCGAACUUUUGGGUUGACGACCGAUAUCUCUGGAGACCCAUUCUUGCUCGCCAAGGAGGUCAAUGUGCCCGGAUUCCUUGGAGCCAGCCAAAGACGCUUCGAAUCCGACAGUGACUACCCGGUGCACACAUUUUCAGAGAUUGUCAACGAACUCCCAAUCCCCGUUUUCUCACUUGCAUUCACGGAAAGCUGGGGCACUCUAACACUCGGCGGACCGGACCCGAUCUUCUACUCAAAACCUAUCACAUGGAUCAACACCCUUAAAGGCGAAGCCGGCUGGGUCACACACCUCUCCUCUCACAUCGACAUUUACGCCAAAGGAACUGACUCGAUAACCAUCCCAGACUCUGAGACGGAUUAUGUCCGAACAAAUCUGGACCGAGUCUGGUUCGACAGCGGGACGACAUAUAUCUGGGGGGAUGAACGAGCAGUGACACCACUGAACGACUGGAUGGGCGCCCACCCCGUGACGGGACAAGUCAAUUGUUCGACAAUCCCUUCUCUAGGGACGAUUGUCUUUUCGAUUGGUGGGAAUGAGGAGACACCGUUGUUAAGGUUGGAAUUGAGUCCGGCAGAGUAUAUUAUAGGAACGCCGACGUCACGUCAGUGUUUUACGGCGUUGAAUGUCGCGGCGUCGAGUAAGAACCAUUGGAUCUUUGGAUUGCAUGUUAUGAAGGCUUUCUAUACCGUCUACCACUACGAGUAUGGACUCAUUGGCGUCGCACCCUACAACAUUACAGCAAACAAUCCGGGGGGAAAAGCAAUAGUCCCCGGGAUUCAUGAGAUCCUCGACCAAGAAGUCAAAGAGUCGCUGCAGAAGAUGCCAUCCAGUGGUCAAAAAUCUCUUACCUCACCUCCUCUAUCCAUGGCCACCUCUUUCCUCCUCUUCACCUUCCUCACUAUCAUCAUAUAUUGUAUAUUCUAA